CCUCGACAGCCUCGAGCAAUGGUCAUCGAACAGCUCGCGUCGUGGAGGUUCACGAUAAGGUAAAUGGGUGCGCGCUCCACCAUCGCUUCGCCCUCCUUGUAUGAAAAAAGAAACCGUGGCCAAGCUGGUGGAUGCGCCUUCGGAAAAAUCAACAUAAAACCGGAGGCCUAGAGAGAGAAAACAGAGAGAGGUGCGGCGGUGGGCUGGUGGCUCUGGGUUGAAUCUUUAAUCCUCUCAGAAAAAAUUCUGGGUUGCUUUUUCUUCUCCUCUCUUUUUCGGUUGCCUUUUCUUCCUUCUUCUGUAUUCCUUUCUUUCUCUUCUUCGUCUCAAUAAUCGAAUCCCUACCUUUUCAAUUUCGUCAAUCCGUUUCUCCCGUCUUCUGGUUUCCUCAAACAAACGCGGAGGCGAGCCGUCGGAGGUGAGGAAUUUCUGCUGCCGGAAUCGUCAACCUAAGGUACGGGAUGUUUCUUGUCUUGUUGGAGGGUUGCGUUUUCAUCUGAUAAUUAGCAGAUCCCCUCAGUUUUCAUAAUUGUAUGUUGUCCUCGGUCGUUAAUCGGCUCUCCGCCGGCUACGACGAUCGGGUGGAAUUGGUUGAUUGAAGAGAAACCCACCCAGAUAUUAAAAUUGGUUUGAUUUUCUCCUUUAGGAAUAAUAAUGGAAAAUAAUUUAUUUAUGAAUUACAAUUUACAAUGCGCGAGUGAAGGUCACGCGGACGCCUGCGAUUUGAGAGGAAAUUCGGUGAGCUGGAAUCGUUUAUUAAUGUCCAUUUUGGAUUCUUGGAGAACCUGCCGGAAUUCCCCCCUCUCUCUGCCUCGCUGGAUUUAACUUGUUGGAUUUUUCGUUUAGUUUAUUCUUUUUAUUUGACAGUCAAGUUUUUCCAACGGCACCGUAUUUGGCACGGGUUCAGGGGGCAUUCCCGUCAUUUGUGUAAAACUCACGCUCGUGUUGUUCAUUUGUCGAAUUGUCGUCUCCUAGUUUUAACUUUUAACUCCCACAUUUCCCAAAGUACCCCGCAACAAUGAAUCCUUGUUCCGGGGUGAACCUGUAAAUACCAGUUCUUCUCAGCGAAGGAAAGGAAAGAAAGAAGAGUCAUUAACCGACAAAGCAACGUUAUUUAUUCAGAUUACGCCUUCGUAAUUCAGUCGAGAAAUUAAAGUUCUAUCUUUUCCUCUGAAUUCUCAGUCAGAGCUGGGAAACACAAACACGCAAUAGAGAAGACCCAAUUCUCUCUCCCUGGCUUUCUCGAGAUAGGGGAAUCGUGGGGGGAGAACAAGAUCUUUCGUGUUUUGAUAAAUAAAACCCUAAUUUGCUUUUUUUCUCUGGUUUCUCUUUCUUUGAAGCUCUUCUUUGCCGGGUUCAUUGAAACUACUUGAAAAAGAAGAAGAUGGGUUCGGAGCAGAACGACGGGACGAGCUUCUCACCCGCGGAGCCGAAGCUUUGCGUCAACGGAUGCGGGUUCUUCGGCUCGCCGUCCAACAUGAACCUCUGCUCCAAGUGCUACAGGGAAAUACGGGUCUCCGAGGAGCAGGCGGCGUCGGCCAAGGCCGCCAUGGAGAAGACCCUCAGCUUCAAAUCUAAGAAGCCCGUGUCCGAGGCUGAAUCGAUCGCAGCAGACGUCAAGUCUGCCGCGGCGGCGGAGGCGGAGCAUGUGAUUGCUCUGGCGAAAUCAUCCGCGGCAGCGGGGUCGUCGUCAUCGGAGGCGGCGGUUGCGGUGGCGGCGGAGGUGGUCAAGGCGGCGAACAGGUGCUUGACUUGCAACAAGAGGGUCGGGUUGACGGGGUUCAAGUGCAAGUGCGGAAGCACUUUCUGCGGGUCUCAUAGGUACCCGGAGAACCACGAUUGCGACUACGAUUUCAAGGAAGCCGGGAAGAAUGCAAUCGCAAAGGCCAAUCCGGUCAUCAAGGCGGAUAAGGUCGAGAGGUUCUGAGAGAUAUGAUGAAAUGGAAUGGUGGGUUGUCAUAGAUUUGGUACUUCUGUUUGGAACCAUUUUUUUUUAUAUUAUCUUUUCUUAUAAGCUCUUUUCACUUGGCUUCUGUGUUCUUCAAAAUUUAGUGGGUAGUUUGGUGGGUGGCUUGUGUGUCGAAAUGGUUUGUUGGGGGGAAUGGUGGGUCUUGGUUGCACGAUGAAAUUGUGGGGAUAAGGGUUGAUUCCAUAAUAAAAGUGCAUCAAUGGAUUGUUAGUUGCUCUUUCGAUUCUGGGAUCAGAUGUUGCUGUUUGUGUACAUAAUGUUGCAUUCACCUACAUGGAUUAUGGUUAGGCACCACUUGGUGUUUGGUUCUUUGCCUUGCUUUGAUUCAUCUUGCAGACACUUCAAGCAUUUCAUGCACUUGAUUCAUUAGGGUAUAUAUGACAGGGCGAAGGACAUAAACGGUUAAGAACAUUAGAUUGUUUGUAUGCCUUGCUAUGAUCUGUGGAGUGCAAGUAUGGUGAGCCACUGAUCCUAAGUGCCCUCUGGUGGGGUGUCGAACUUGGGUUUAUCAGCAGUCUUUUGCUUGAAGAGCCAUUAGCCUUCUUUGGGCAAAGCUAGAUUCUUUGGGCUCGAACAAUUUGAGUCGUCUUUCUCCUAAGAACAGCGUUUGGUCCCCAAUGCUGCUGUAUGUCACAACUUCUUGUAAGUUGUAACAUCAUCCAUGGGAUGAAGUUCUUUCCAGUUUAAUUAAGGUUAUCGAAUGUG
This is a messenger RNA of Linum trigynum, 2674 nucleotides long. The record is from the annotation of a GenBank genome assembly. NCBI's taxonomy places the organism in Eukaryota, Viridiplantae, Streptophyta, Magnoliopsida, Malpighiales, Linaceae.